AUGGUGUCUCCCACAUCCAACAUAUCCGAGCACCUGCUCUUGCUGGUGUACGUCGUACUUGCCUACACAGGCAUCAAGAUAAUCUACCGCUUGUAUUUCUCUCCACUGGCCGGAUUCCCGGGUCCACGCUUGGCAGCAGCAACCAGUCUCUAUGAGUUUUAUUUCGACGUUGUGAGAGGAGGCCAGUUCAUGUUCGAGCUGGACCGUUUACAUGACAAAUACGGUCCUGUCCUCCGCAUCAAUCCCUACGAGAUCCACAUCAAAGACCCCAGCUUCUACGACACUGUCUAUGGCGGGCCGCUAAAUAAAAGAGACAGAGUGCCUGCGUUUAUUCACUCGGGAAUGCCCCGGGCAACCUUCGAGGCUGCGCCACAUAAUCUCCAUCGCGAGCGGAGGAAGUUAUUGAGCCCGUUCCUUUCGACGCAAUCGGUGACAGAUCUCCAGCCUGUCAUCCAGGAGAAGGUGGAUUUGAUCUGCAGCCACCUGUCGAGAAGGGUCGGUACGGGGGAGUUCCUGGACUUGCACUCUAUCUUUGCUUCUUUCGCCGUAGACGUGACGUCUACGUAUGUGCUUGGCCCUACGAAUUGCUAUAACUACUUGAAGAACACAGAGAUCACAGACGAAUGGAAGCAAUAUAUCACCAGCAUCUUCGAGGGCCUGAUUCUUCUCAGACAUCUUCCAUUCCUGGUCAACCCGGCACGUGCUUUUCCUAAGAUUGCCACCUUCUUCUUUCCUACCUUCUUCUGGGCUCAAAGAUGCGAAACGAAAAUAGAUAGAACUGUUAGGGCUGCGUACGAAAAACCAGACGAGAAGUCGAUGUUAUCGACUAUUCUCUCCAAUAAGAAACUGCCCGACGAGGAAAAAGAACUCGAACGCCUAGAACAGGAACUGAAGUUUCUGAUCAUUGCCGGGACUGACGCGCCUUCCCAAGUGAUGGCACUCACUAUGUUCCAUCUCCUUUGGAAUCCAGAGAUAUGCCAAAAACUCAAAGACGAGUUAGAUGAGGCUUUCCCGGUUCUGUCCGACGCGGACUGGACUAAGUUGAAAUAUCUUCCAUAUCUGUCUGCUGUAUUGAAAGAGGGUCUACGAAUUUCUGCCGUUGUGACAUCAAGGCUUCCGCGUAGUGCACCAGAUGAGGCUUUGCAAUACGGAAAAUGGACCAUUCCACCUGGGACACCUAUCAGCAUGACCACCCACUCCAUUCUACGAAGUCCCGAAGUCUACACCGAGCCGAUGAAAUUCAUCCCAGAACGCUGGAUGGGUCCUCCCGAGGAAGUUCGCGUACUGGAUAGAUAUCUCGUUCCGUUCGCGAAAGGCAAUUCAAGUUGCAUGGGUCAGAGCAUGGCCUACUCGUGGCUGUACGCAGUGAUAGGUACCGUUGUCCGCAAGUUCCAAUUGGAGCUUCACGAAACCGACGAGAAGAAUAUUCGCAUUGUUCGGGACUGUUUCAAUGGACAGACGGUCCCUGGCCUCAAUUUGAUUAAUGUGACAGUCGCUAAAGAGUUCAACUAG
Molecule: messenger RNA, 1512 nt
Organism: Penicillium roqueforti
Lineage: Eukaryota; Fungi; Ascomycota; Eurotiomycetes; Eurotiales; Aspergillaceae
Product: cytochrome P450
Exons: 5
Coding region: 1-1512 (503 amino acids)
Molecular function (GO): heme binding; oxidoreductase activity, acting on paired donors, with incorporation or reduction of molecular oxygen; iron ion binding
Source: RefSeq, a predicted model, not a curated record